Echinostoma caproni is the source of this 1092-nucleotide messenger RNA. The record is from the annotation of a GenBank genome assembly. Lineage: Eukaryota; Metazoa; Platyhelminthes; Trematoda; Plagiorchiida; Echinostomatidae.
CUGGAACGGAUAAGGUACACUCUCAAACAAAUUACUCAAACCAAUGAAGGAGUUAUCCCUAAAAAUCUCAUUUGUGUAGCUUUUGUAGCAGUAUUAGAUGAAUCACUCAGUCAGGACGAAAGAUUUUGUAGCAUCUAUGGCAUCGUUCAGAGGGCUAAAGAUGUUGCAUCAAAGGAGGUUGUUGCGUUGAAAAAGGUUCGACUGGAAAAUGUUAGAGACGGUAUUCCUAUCGGCAUUUUGCGUGAAAUUACACUGUUUCUCAGUUUGAAGCACCCAAAUAUAGUGCACCCACGUCAAGUUAUUAUGGGAAGAGCACCAGACAGUAUCUUUUUGGUCAUGGAAUACUGUGAACAAGACAUGGCCAAAUCCUUUUACGGAGUUGCAGAUCAGGUGUAUGUGUGUAUGUUGCAACUGUUUAAGGUGCUGCGUUAUCUGCAUGAGAACUUCAUCAUUCAUCGUGACAUGAAGGUUUUCAGUCUUCUUAUGACCGAUAAAGGCCUCGUAAAAUUAGCCAAUUUCGGGCUGUCCAGACCGACUCACUCACACAACGCGAUGACUCUAUGUGUCGUAACAUUCUGGCACCGUGCUCCGAAGGUGGAGUUGCCCGGAUGCACAAUGGGUGAACUUUUGUUACACAAACCUCUACUGCCAGGGAAAAGUGAUAUUCACCAAUUAGACGUUGUUAUUGACCUGUUGGACAAUCCAAAUGAUCAAAUCUGGCCAGUUACGUCGAAAUUACCUAUGCGUCUGCUCAACUUCCUGUUCAUGUACAGCCCCGCGCGCGCCAGGAAAUGUUGUCAGAGUUCAUAUUUCCGCGAGCAACCUUUGCCUUGUGGAACUAUAACAACCACAAUGUCAACUUGUUUCCGAAACUGCGAAAGCACUUCUCUGUGGCUGGAUAUUAUUUUUAAUUCGCGGAUGUAUUCCUGCGCAAUGCCAACACUUUGGCAAGAUCUGAAGGCUGCAAUCAAACUUCGCCACCGGAUGCAAUCAUUCCGAAUACUAUUUAUUUUUGGGAAUUCACUUGCUUCAGAAGCAGUGGUUGGCUUGCCUGUUUCAGCGUUGUUAUUCUAUUUUUCUAUUGGCAUUUAA